CUUUCCUCAAAUCAAUCUUCUCCCCUUCAGUGAAGAAAGAAGGUCGGAUUCUCAAGCUGUGGAGGAAAAGACUUCGAAGCGCUAACGACCGCGACAUUUCCACCAGCCAAUUCCACGAAUCACAACCACCUACGAUGGGCGAGGAGACAACGACAAGUGAUAUGACGGCGGAGGACUUUUUGCAGUAUUUUCGGGUGGAACUGACAGACAUUGAACAACAUAUCAAAACCCUCUCCAGCCUCAGCACGGAAAAUGGAGAGCGAGCGGACGCAGUCAACAAGAUUCAAGGACACAUCGCCGCCCUCUCCGACAAGGUGCGCGAUGCCGGAGUGUAUGUGCCGGCGCGUGAUGUGCGAAUCUACAGCGAUGCGAUCAAAGGGCUUCAGGAAAUGUUAAAGGAUACACUGGAGUCCUUGGUCCCGAAGAAGAAGUUUUCCUUCAAGUCGGGAUCUGCGCUGGGGGCGAGGAAGGACGCGGGGAGUGCUUCGACAGCAGAGGCAUCAAGUUCACAGCCAAAACCGCAACAUCGGCGGCCAUCUCUCCACCAAGGAGCAACGAGUCUAGACGGCCACACGCGGCAAUACAUCAUCGUGCCCUCGCCGGACCCAGGAGCGGUCGGGUCAAGCACCAUGGCCAACAUCCAAAUCUGCGUGGUCAACAUGCGUCCGGCGGGCAUGCGCACAUUUCCCCUCGCCAGCCUAACGCUGAAAUCCAUCCGCAAGUCGCUCGUCAUCUGCAGCGAAGUCCAGGGGCCCAUCCAUCUCACCAACAUCACCAAUGCCAUCAUCGUUGUCGGCAGCCGGCAGUUUCGCAUGCACGACAGCCGGGACUGCGAUGUCUAUCUACAUACAGCAAGCCGGCCAAUCAUCGAGCAUUGCUCGGGCAUUCGAUUCGCGCCGUUGCCGCAGCAGUACCUGACGGAGAGCAUGACAGAGGGCGGUGGAAAUCAAGAUCAAUGGCAGCACGUGGAUGACUUCAAUUGGCAUCAAAUUGAAGCGAGUCCGAACUGGAGCGUGCUGGAAGAAGGGGAGAGGGUGAAGGAGGAGGUGUGGGAGGGAAUUGUGCCCACCAAACCAGGACUCGGGGCAGAAGAUGUGUUGAAGAUGGUUGGAUUGGACUUGUCAGACGAGCCGUAUCACGAACCCACCUCAAGUUAGACAUGCGUCGUUCGUACGAGUACUCUCUCGGAGCCGAGCAGCACACAAUGUGGAUCAUGCAAGGCGUCGAUGAUGAAUUAGUAGGCUGCAUCAUCAACCAG
This is a messenger RNA of Neohortaea acidophila, 1258 nucleotides long. Its product is annotated as tubulin binding cofactor C-domain-containing protein. The record is from RefSeq and is a predicted model, not a curated record. The transcript has 2 exons. The coding region runs from base 135 to 1157 and encodes 340 amino acids. Gene Ontology annotation, cellular component: cytoplasm. Gene Ontology annotation, biological process: post-chaperonin tubulin folding pathway; tubulin complex assembly. Gene Ontology annotation, molecular function: tubulin binding. Lineage: Eukaryota; Fungi; Ascomycota; Dothideomycetes; Mycosphaerellales; Teratosphaeriaceae.